Messenger RNA from Closterium sp. Yama58-4, 2931 nucleotides. The record is from the annotation of a GenBank genome assembly. Lineage: Eukaryota; Viridiplantae; Streptophyta; Zygnematophyceae; Desmidiales; Closteriaceae.
AUGCGCAAUGCGGCCAGCUUUUGGCCGCUCCGCGCAUCGCGCCGACCAGGCCGCCGCCGUCGCGAUGUGCAAUGCGGCCACACUGCUGGGCGCAUCAUGACGAUCCGCCAAGCCAAAAGCCCGCCGCUCAGUGCGUCGCGCCUCUCUGUCCACCGCCGAGACCAGUGUGCCCAUGCACUCUCGUCUAGCCUCCCCUCUCGUGCUCCCUUGUCUCCUACCCAUCUUUCUCUCGUGCUCCCUCGCAUGCCGUGUUAUCCCCGGCCAAAGCCUCGAUUAUGGCAAUUCCCUCUCUCGUGCCAGGCCACUCAUUCCCUCUCCAUCCCUCUCGCACACCCCCUCUCAUACACACUCAUCCCCUCUCCAUCCCUCUCGCACACCCCCUCUCAUACACACUCAUCCCCUCUCCAUCCCUCUCGCACACCCCCUCUCAUACACACUCAUCCCCUCUCCAUCCCUCUCGCACACCCCCUCUCAUACACACUCAUCCCCUCUCCAUCCCUCUCGCACACCCCCUCUCAUACACACUCAUCCCCUCUCCAUCCCUCUCGCACACCCCCUCUCAUACGCACUCAUCCCCUCUCCAUCCCUCUCGCACACCCCCUCUCAUACACACUCAUCCCCUCUCCAUCCCUCUCGCACACCCCCUCUCAUACACACUCAUCCCCUCUCCAUCCCUCUCGCACACCCCCUCUCAUACACACUCAUCCCCUCUCCAUCUCUCUCGCACACCCCCUCUCAUACACACUCAUCCCCUCUCCAUCCCUCUCGCACACCCCCUCUCAUACACACUCAUCCCCUCUCCAUCCCUCUCGCACACCCCCUCUCAUACACACUCAUCCCCUCUCCAUCCCUCUCGCACACCCCCUCUCAUACACACUCAUCCCCUCUCCAUCCCUCUCGCACACCCCCUCUCAUACACACUCAUCCCCUCUCCAUCCCUCUCGCACACCCCCUCUCAUACACACUCAUCCCCUCUCCAUCCCUCUCGCACACCCCCUCUCAUACACACUCAUCCCCUCUCCAUCCCUCUCGCACACCCCCUCUCAUACACACUCAUCCCCUCUCCAUCCCUCUCGCACACCCCCUCUCAUACACACUCAUCCCCUCUCCAUCCCUCUCGCACACCCCCUCUCAUACACACUCAUCCCCUCUCCAUCCCUCUCGCACACCCCCUCUCAUACACACUCAUCCCCUCUCCAUCCCUCUCGCACACCCCCUCUCAUACACACUCAUCCCCUUUCCAUCCCUCUCGCACAUCCCCUCUCAUACACACUCAUCCCCUCUCCAUCCCUCUCGCACACCCCCUCUCAUACACUCUCAUCCCCUCUCCAUCCCUCUCGCACACCCCCUCUCAUACACACUCAUCCCCUCUCCAUCCCUCUCGCACACCCCCUCUCAUACACACUCAUUCCCUCUCUUUCAUCCCCUCUCAUCCCCUCUCAUCCCCUCUCAUCCCCUCUCAUCCCCUCACAUACACUCUUAUACACUCUCAUACACUCGCAUUCACUCUCAUACGCUCUCAUCCCCUCUCAUCCCCUCUCAUCCCAUGUCACUCCCUCUAAUCCACUCUCAUACCCUCUCGUACCCACUCAUAUACACUCAUAUACACUCUCAUCCCCUCUUAUAGACUCCCAUACACACUCAUACACUCUCAUGCACUCUCAUUCACACUCAUCCCCUCGAAUCCCCUCUCAUCCCCUCUCAUCCCCUCUCAUCCCCUCUCAUCCCCUCUCAUCCCCUCUCAUAUACUCUCACACACUCUCAUACACUCUCUUACACACUCUCAUCCCUCUUCAUCCACUCUCAUACACUCUCAUCUCCUCUCAUACACACUCAUACCUCCUAAUCCGCUCUCAUCCACUCUCAUACACUUCCAUACACUCUCAUUCACACUUAUCCCCUCUUAUCCCCUCACAUCCCCUCUCAUCCCCUCUUAUGUCCUCUCAUCACUCUCAUUCCUUCUCAAUCCCUCUCAUUCCUAUUCAUUCCCUCUCAUUCCUUUUCAUUCUCUCUCAUUCCCUCACAUCCGCUCUCAUUCCCUCUCAUCAUCUCUCAUUCCCUCUCAUUCCCUCUCAUUCACUUUCAUCCUCUUUCAGCCCCACUCUUUCCCUCUCAUCCACUCUCAUACACUCUCAACGCCUCUCAUCCAAUCUCACACACUAUUAUUCCCUCUCAUCCCCUCUCAUCCCCUCUCAUACCCUCUUAUCCACUCUCAUUCACUCUCAUUCACUCUCAUACCCUCCCAUCCACUAUCAUAUACACUCUCGUCCACUCUCAUCCCCUCUCAUUCACUUUGAUCGCCUUUCAUCCCCUCUCAUUCCCCCUCAUAACCUAUCAUAUACACUCUCAUCCCUCCACAUACUCUCUUACUCAUUCCGUCUCAUCCCCUCUCAUCCCCUCUUAAACACUAUCAUACACUCUCAUACCCUUCCAUCCACUAUCAGAUACACUCUCAUCCCCUCUCAUACUCUCCCAUACCCACUCAUCCAGUCUCAUCCCUCCUCAUACACUCUCAUACACUCUCAUCCCCUCUCAUCCCCUCUCAUCCCCUCUCUCAUCCCUCCUCAUAAACUCUCAAACACUCUCAUCCCCUCUCUUACACUCUCACACCCUAUCAUCCCCUCUCAUCCCCUCUUAUACACUCUCAUUCACUCUCAUACCCUCCCAUCCACUAUCAUGCACACUCUCAUUCACUCUCGUUCCCUUUCAUCCCCUCUCAUCCCCUCUCAUCCCCUCUCAUCCCCUCUCAUCCCCUCUCAUCCCCUCUCAACCCCUCUCAUUCACUCUCAUACACUCUCUUACACACUCCCAUCCCUCCUCAGCCACUCUCAUACACUCUUAUACACUUUUAUUCACUCUCAUCCCCACUCAUCCACUAUCGUAUACCCUCUCAUCCCCUCAUCCCCUUUCAUCCCCUCUCAUACACUCUGA